Molecule: messenger RNA, 1507 nt
Organism: Thalassophryne amazonica
Lineage: Eukaryota; Metazoa; Chordata; Actinopteri; Batrachoidiformes; Batrachoididae
Exons: 2
Coding region: 17-1168 (383 amino acids)
Source: RefSeq, a predicted model, not a curated record
ACAUGUUUCUGCAGACAUGGACAAAGAAGGCAAAGUCGUUACUGCUGAGGGAUCUACUCAGCCAAAAAAUGAGGAUAAAAAUCCUGACUUCAACUGUGCACUGCUUGUGUCUUUGGAACCAGAAGCUUCAGAUCAGUCUGACACAUGUAACACAACCCUACCAGAGCAGUUACAGCGGAUCAGGGAAACUGGGAUUAAUGAUCAAGAAAGUGAGGGCAAUAUCCAUGAGGAUGUGGACAAAGAUGAGCAACUCCAGGAGGUUGAAAAAACCAAAAGUGUCCCAGAACCUGAAGGUUCUCAGUCUGAAUGCGGACAAACCAGUGAUUUUAAUGUUGAACAGCUAGAAGAAACUGUGCCAGAAGCAAAGGAAGUUUCCACAUCUGAUGUUUGUGUAUCAGAGAAGAAUGAAGUCACCAGUGAAGCAAUCCUAAACGAAAAAGAGAAUAUGGUUAAGAACGGGGAAAACAAAACACAUAGAAACAAGGGAACUCAAGAAAUACCAAUUAGAGAAGGUUCUCCUGAACCAAGAUUAGAAGACAGAUUGUCUUUAUUCAAAAGCAAAGACUACAAAGUCCUGGAGGACAGAACUACGGUUUCAUACUUUCCUCCUGAGUCAUCUUGUGCCCUGAACAGUGAAAACAACUUCUUAACACAGAGUGAAGUCUUAAGUCCAUUAAUACUGAAUAAAGCAAAAGUAAAUGAGACAGAGGCAGAAAUAAAGGAAAAUGAGUGUAAAGAGAAAGAACAUGAAACCAAAGAAGAGCAUGGAGGAGAAGAAACAGAAGAAAAGAAGGAACAGACUAAUGAUGGAGCCCAGGUGGUGACUGAGUCAGAUAAUGAGGUUGAUGUACAGACAGUUGGUCAGAGAGACCAAGAAAUACCUUUAAUUCCUACGAAAGCCUCUUCAAGUCUCACAGAUUCUGGUUUUGAGUUACGUUUAGGCAAUCCUGAUGAUCUUCCAAAUCCAAGAGAAGCUGGUUUGUUUAUGAGCCCAACAAAACCAGAAAUAUGUCUAAGUCCAUUGGAGACCACAGCAUUGAUGAACAAGACCGAUCAAGUGUUUCGUCCUGUUGAGCCAGAAGGCAAUGAGGCAGAAGAUAAAGUCAAGGUAAAACAAUCUCAUAUAGACAACAAAUCUACAGCCAGCACAAAUGUUUGCCAGGGUUAAGUGAAGACACUGAUGUCACAGUUUCUAUACUGCGGAAUGAGACUCCAGUAGGGCCCAUCAAGGAUACUGACAUGGAAACUGUCAAGAGUAGUGGUGAUGAGCCUACAAAACCAAAGACACCUGUAAUUGAGACCACCCGCAGAGAUUCUGACUUACUAAAUUCCAUGACACCAGAGUCCAACAGUUCCACAAAAGCUACCUUAGAAGAUGACUCGCAGGCUAAUGAAACAGAGAGAAAUAUUGCACCAUUGAUCACUGAAUUCUUGCCUGCAACAGAAGUGAAAAUGAAGCAUGAAACUCAAGUUGUGGACAAAGAUGGUCAAAUGCAGGAGGUUGAAA